UCUAUGAAUCUAUGUAAAUUCUGAGAUCGAUAUUGUCUCAAUACACAUACAUUAGACAAUCAUUACUUGAGACAAACAGUUUAUAUUCCCUACUUGAAGGCACGGACUGCAUUGGGGCAACUCCAAGGGAAAUACUAUUUAUGGAGAUAUCAAUCUAAAUUCUACACCAGUUUUUUUUAUCUUCCCUUUAGGUUAUAUCCAUGGAAAUUCACCCCUACUAGCCUGCUGAAAGAUAAAAUCAUCGAAAUCUGGCUCCAAAGACCGUGAAAGGCUGAAGCAGACGGAGAACUGAGAGAUGCCCACAUUCAAAUCACAACGGAACGCUGAGACCUGACUGUUGCAACACGAGCCCCCACCCGUCCCUGCACUGGGGGGGCCAACCUGAGCCUGAGAAGAGCCAGGAUUGACCAAUGAACAUUGCCAAAGAGCCCCAGUAACACGCCAGCAGCCCCCCAUCCACGACCCUGCUCCAGCCCCAGCACCUCCCGCCCACCGGCAGCUCCUCCAAUCAGCGCCUCCCACUCCCUCCCCACUCCUCCCGCCCGCCACAAUCACGGUUCUGCAGUGCGCAGGAGGCUCUGGUGGGGAAGGGGGAGGAGUGAGGGCAUGGCAGGCUCGGGGGAAGGGGCAGGGGCCUUGCGGGAGGGGGUGGAGUGGUGGCGGGACCUGGGGCAGAGCAGGGGGUUGAGCAGUGAGCACCCCACAGCGUAUUGGAAAGUUGGCAUCUGUAGCUCCAGCCCCGGAGUCAGUGCCUGUGCAAGGAGCUGCAUAUUAACCUCUGAAGAGCCGUAUGCGGCUCUGGAGCCCCAGAUUGGCCACCCCUGCCCACGGGGAAGGAGGCACCAACCUGUCAUGUGCGAUCGAAUGAGCAGGAAAAGAAUCUGGGAAUUACCUUCUGUAAAAACUCAUCUUUUGUCGAAAACCUGUGGAAAUAGCUGAUUCAAGAAGUUGUUGACAGAGGGAUCGUCCGCGUCUCUCAGCAGCUCCUUGAUUCACCAGCUGUUGUCAACCAAGCCAGCUGGCAGACUGAAGGCAGGGCAAGAAUGCUGAGGCCCAACACUCUGUGCUGUUGGCAUCCGUGACCUCACAAUCAGCUUAAGCAUAAACACACACACCCCACCCAGAGAGACACGCACACACAGAAGCUGGUAACAUUUACAACACGGAGAGAUGCACCCAAAAUCUCUAGGACUUUUGAUUUGGGGGAGGGGAUCAUCGGCACUGAUUGCAUGGGUGCCCUGGGGCUGGAGCACCCAUGGGGAAAAAUUAGUGGGUGCUUAGCACCCACUGGCAGCCAAGCUCUGCCCUCCCCCAGAGCAUCUCCCGCUGACCAACUCCUCCCCACCCUUCCAAGGCCUUCUGCCCACCACAGAACAGCUGUUUGGCUGCAUUCAGGACGCUCCCAUUUGGUGGGGGAGGAGCAAACCAAUAACUCACCCAGAGACGUGAUUUUAUUAAAUGGUUCGGAGGCCGAGAAACAUAUUGAAAAUGUUCUAAGGCCCUGAGCUAGAGAAAGUGCUAAUCACCCUGAGAGCAGCUGGAGCAGGUCCAAGAUGUAGCAAAGAGGGUUUCCUGCAGGAAGAAGGGAAGCAGGGAGAUUGCAGCUCUUUGGGACAGAGACUGUCUGUUUGUUCUGUAUGUAUAUAGCACCUGGCACAAUGGGGCCUGAUACCUGAGUAGGGCCUGUACACAAUGCUAAUAAAACAAGGGAAUUUGUUGAAUUACUGAAGUGCCCUGAGUCCCCUGAGUGGAAAGUUGGCAGGUGAAGUAGGGGCAAACCCUAGACAGAUGGGAUCUGCCCAGCCUGGGGCAGCAUGUGCGGGAACGGGAAGGGGAAAGGCCAUUGGGAGUGUUUCCAUAGAAGCAAAGAAAUCAGGGCACCAACCCUACCAUGGCUGAGUGAGGCUGUUUCCUGGGAUAGAUCUCCACAGACAGCAUUCAUGGGCAGGCUGGGAGGGAUGGCCUGGAUUCAUUUUGCAUUGGCUCCAAUGUAAAUGAGACUAGAAUUGUCCCAGGGCCCAGAUACAACAGUGACAGACACUGUAGGUGGAGCCUGUGAAUAAAUAAAUUAGGUGCAUUAUAAAACAGUCAUAAAAUAAACCCCCUGCUCUGUGACCCCAAAUCUAACCUUGUACCUGUCAAUGGGAAAUCAUCACUGAAUGGGGAGCUGUUAAUGAAGAGCCACAGGGAUUGGCUGUAGCCCCUCACUAGUCAACUUUUUAAUUAACGAUCUGGAAGUAAAUAUAAAAUCACUGCUGAUAAAGUCUGUGGCUAACACAGCUUGGAGGAGUGGUAAAUAAUGCUAAUGAUGGGGCAGUUGUAUGGAGCAGCCUGGAUAGUUUGGUAAACUGGGAUUAGUAAAACAAAUGCAGCCAAAAAGCAAGGCCCUAUAGCUGGGAAUGGAGACUGGUGGCCACAUCUAGGGCCUCGGGAACUGUAGCCUGGAAAGCAGUGACUAUGAAAAGGAUUUACGUGUCAUAGAGGACAAAGAGCUGAACACGAACUCCCACGGCUAAUGUGAUCCUUGGAUGUAGAAACAGGGGAGCAGCCUUGGCUUCUCUGUGAAUGUAAUUAAAUCACCUCUUCAUUUCUUUAAGUAGCUCGUUGCUUGUUUGGGGUUUUUUUUUGGAGGCGCGGCUUCUGCUUUCGUUUUGUUUUUGUUUAAAUUUCUGCCAGUGAGCGUGAUUGGCUCCUGGUUGUGCAAUCGACUAAAAAAUAAAGGUUUAAAGGGCUGCUGGCUACUUCAUCUGCUCAGGAAAGCGCGGCGGGGCCAUGGCUGCUGAGGACCUGGCCGGGAGCUUCCAGGAUGAAGUGACUUGCUCCAUCUGCUUGGAGUAUUUCACAGACCCGGUGACCGCUGAGUGUGGGCACAACUUCUGCCGGGCCUGCAUCAGCCAGUGCUGGGGGGAGCUGGAGACAAACUUCUCCUGCCCCCAGUGCAGAGAAACCACCCCGCAGAGACACCUGCGGCCCCACAGGCAGUUGGGGAGCCUGGCGGAGCUAGUGAAAUGCGUGAGGCUGCAGGUGGGGCUAGAGCCUGAGGGGCAGAGAGUGGGUGACAGGCACCAGGAGGCUCUGAAACUCUUCUGCGAGGAGGAUCAAACUCCCCUCUGCGUGGUGUGUGACCAAUCCCAGGCACACCGCACUCACACGGUGGUUCCCAUGGAGGAGGCUGCCCAGGAGCACAGGGAGCAAAUCCUGACCUGCCUGCAGCGUCUGCGGGAGGAGAGAGAAGAGCUCUUGGGCCUGAAAUCCGACUGGGACAAGGAGAGUGAGAGACUCCCAGUAGGUGCCCUGCCCUGCCCGGCUGCUUUGCACAGGGGUGUCAGCGACAGCAGCAGGGGUUCUCUGCGCUGGUUGGGGUCUGAGUCAUUCAGAAGGUUAAAGGAUUUCCAGGGUCACUAUAGGGAGACAGGUCAGGGUCAUUUUUACCCGUGCAGGGCAGACUCUACUCUCAGGUGCCUGGUGUACAUCAGGAAUGACCCCACCAAAGUCAGUGGGGUCAGGGUCAGACUCCUCUGGGCCCCUGGUGUUAGUUCCCACUGGGGUCAAUGGGUUUACACUGGGAGCAGCCUCUGUCUCUGUCUCUCUAGCACUGGGGCGGGGUGGGGGGAGACAGCAAAACACUGACCAGUGGCAGGGGUCAGGGUAGAGGAGGGGGAGACUUUUGCUGAUCCCAGGGUUCAAGUGUCACACGUUCCAGUGAUGCCAUUGGGCAGUUUGGGCAGCACCAUUUGCCAUGGCCUGGUCUGCACUUCAAUCUGUUGCUGGUACAGUGACGGGGACGGGCUGGGGGUUGGUGAUUUUGGGUCACAUUUUAAUAUUAGCAAAAGCUCUAGUGUAGCCACAGUUACUCUGGCAAAGAUAUUGAAU
Molecule: messenger RNA, 3873 nt
Organism: Dermochelys coriacea (leatherback sea turtle)
Lineage: Eukaryota; Metazoa; Chordata; Testudines; Dermochelyidae
Product: zinc finger protein RFP-like
Exons: 2
Coding region: 2773-3630 (285 amino acids)
Molecular function (GO): zinc ion binding
Source: RefSeq, a predicted model, not a curated record